Dermacentor andersoni is the source of this 1501-nucleotide messenger RNA. The record is from RefSeq and is a predicted model, not a curated record. Lineage: Eukaryota; Metazoa; Arthropoda; Arachnida; Ixodida; Ixodidae.
GCAUGUACGUCGCUGCCAAUGUCUUGGUGGCGCAGCACUUCGAGAAGCGACGGGCCAUGGCCUGCAGCCUCGUGUACACAGCGAGUGGCCUCAACAACGUCGUUUUCCCUCCUCUGAUGGAGUUCCUACGCACAACCUACGGAGUUCGCGGAGCCUUCCUGCUGUACGGAGCCAUUCUCCUAAACACGAUUCCAGCUGUCAUCGUCCUUAGGAGCCCGCCGUGGCUCACCAAGCCGACUUGUGCGCCCAGAAAUACGGAACAUGAAUCGGAUGACCCGGAAAAAGUGACAGAUGUUGAGAACACUGCGUCAAGCGAAGACGUUGCGUCAGCGGACGUGUCGAACAAUUCUUCGUCCUACUCACAAAAUGGGUUAGCGUGUAAACACUCGGCGAGCACUUCGAUGAGCACCGAGGGAAUGAGUUCACAGACCUGUUUGUGUGAAGACAAAAGCGCAGCGAAGAUGACGCAAACUAAGAAAGUUUUAGCAUUCCUUAGACCCAGCCCUACGACUAAGCAGUUCUUGACAUUCUCUUUUCUAGUCCACGGCCUUUCUUUCGCAGCAGUUUUCUUCACCGCAGGCGUAUUCGUCAUGAUACCGGCCGAUCUUGCCAGAGACCGCGGCCUGAAGCCUUCAGAUUAUGUGUAUGUCCUGCAAGCUUUUUCUGCUGCAGACGUCUCGUUUCGAGCAGUCGUUGGCUUCGCCAUCGACUCGCGCAUCUUAUCUAUCGAAUCGUCGAUGCUGCUGGGAUACGUGGUGCAGGGAGUCGCUUACGAGUGGCUCGUGUGGGCUGGGACGCUAUCGCCAAUGAUUGCCGCUGCGUUUUUCAUGGGCGCCACCUGCGGUUCGAGACUGUCUCUGCAGGCGCCCGCCUUGGUCCAGGACUUCGGCAUCAGCAUUUUGCCGAUGAUGAUGGGCGGAGUGGGCUUCUGCGCUGGUGCAUCGCUUCUCGUGCGACCACUACUGAUCGGUUACUACAGAGACACCCUUGGCGACUACACUGGACUGCUGCAUUCAAUGGCUGCCCUCAACGCGUUCUUUGUAUGCUUGUGGACGGCAAAACUUAUUACGAAGAGGAGGGCGACGAUGAAGUUGAAAGCUAGGGAGAACGAGGAAACAAGCAGAACUGAUUUACACCAAUCUGGAAGUGACAUGAAAUGCAGUGGAGAAUCAUCGGCUACUUGAAGUGCUUCGAGCUGUAGGUUUAGAAAUUUACAUAGUACGGCGCCUAAAAGUUAAAGUACCAGUGACUUUGCUGACAACGCUAAGCUAGACUCCCAAAGGCUGCUGCCAUGGGCGGCUUAUGCUCUUCAAAGGACACAGUUUUGUGCAGAUCAUUAGAGUUAUCAAAUACAUAUAAUAAUUAAAUAUUCCGCAACUGAAUUCUCUAUUUUUGCAAUCGCAUUAUGUUUAUAUAUACUAGAAACUUCAAGGAAAUCGUACUCAAAAAGAUCGCAAUUUUGUUCUAUUCUUCUAGUGCGCCUGUUUUCCUAUAUAUUCAA